GCGGUCGGGAGACCAGCCUGACAGAACCUGAACAAAAAUUCUUCGAAAAAACAUAAAUAUCUCGGAAUUGGUUCAGUAGAUUUCAUUGAUAUAUCGCCUGCGUGAUCUGAAGCAGAAAAGCCCAACAGGAACUGAAGCACACACAGCCUAAUCAUGCCGAUCUCUCGUGUCCCCAUCCUGCAUAAGUUUGGGAUCAUCUCGCACAGUCAGAGGCUAGAGCUGCAGGAGCGUCUUCUGAAGCAGUCGUACCUCCAAGCAGUCGGAACAAAACCAGCUGCGUCCCAAGCGAGGAACCCAAUAGAAGUAACCGACGAGUUUAUCAAUCAGUAUAACUCGUCGCGUUCGUUUGACGAGAAGGAAAAACUGGAGGAGCUGGCUCAUAAGAUGCUGGAGAGAAUUAAGAGGAGAGCAGGGCUUCGAGAUGGUGGCAAAGGUGGCCAUGUCGACCUUCCGAUAGCUUGGACUGAACUAUCUCAACUUGCACAGUGCAAGGGGGUCAUACAGGAAGACUGUCUUGAUGUUCUCAUCAGCUCCCUGGACCAAGCUCCCCUCGCAAAAGCGCACAUCCCGGCCCUAUUCUACCUGGCAGAGACCUGUCUAUACUGGCUGAGAACCGAUGCCGUCAACCAACCGUAUCUGAGGACCGGUGAGAUCAAACUGUUGAAGAUGGGCCAGUUAGUAUUUACACGAUUGUUUUACCACCACAUGGCAGGACAGCUUCAGGGGCAGAAUGAUUUCAAGGGCAGGCUGUUCACGUACCUGGACGGUUUUGCUGAAUGUCAAGAAGCGUACAACCCUUACCCAAAUGCCUUGCUCUCACUUCGAUACAUCAACGAGGUCGGCAAGAUUGUCAUCGGUGACGCCAAUAUCGAACCUGGUGAAAUCAAAGAAGGAGACGCGCUCGACAAACAGAGUUUGAUUGAAAGUCUUCACAGCAGUAAGGAACGCAGGAGCUCCACUAAAAAUAGCACAUCUGUGAACACUGCCAAGGACCAAUUCCGGGAGGUGUCAGCAAAUUAUGAACCAACCACUGCACAGACUUCCAAAAGUGGUGCGCUGAGUUCGAGCGUCCAUGAUCUGAGCCCGACGCUAUGGCACACCCUCGAUGUGUGGCGGUGCAGUAAUAGUCUCGGUGGGGGAUUGGAUGAGGCUGUGUACGCCAUGUCACAGUGUGGGAAGGGCAUGGCUCAGGAGAACUGGGUGGAUGCAAUGUGCGCGUUAAGCGUCUUGGCCGAGGCCGCGAAGACAAACCUGUAUGUUCUGAAGGCGAUGCAGAAUCUUGCCCGGGGGAUGAAGCUCCAGUCGCCCAAACCGUCGUUACCGCGGCAACAGUCGACGCACUAUGAGACCAUCACCACAGGUUACACAGAGGAAAACAUCAGCGUCUGCUCAGAUGUCUCCGUUGCUUCUCAAACAAGCCACCAGUCGCUGAGCGACAUCUAUGAACGCACGGAAGAGGAUACGAAUUCCGUCAAAGAUUCGUUGACAUCGGAAAGAGCUGUGUCGGGAAAAUCGCAGAAAUCGGGAUCACAGAAAUCCCGGGAAUUGUCAGUGACGUCUGAAGCUCAAGCGGAUAUCGGUCUUGAAAGUGUUGAAAAGUUUGUGGAAGAGACUAAAGAGGGGGCAGUUAGAGCAGACGAUAAUAAACUUUUGGCACCAGACGGCAAUCUUGGCUCACGAUCGAAAGAGGUUUCAUUCGAUGUUAAUUUGACUGACGGUGAAAAGGAUAUUUCGUCAAAACAGGGCGAUCAGCUUGGCGAGAUUGGGAAUGUGGGAUCAGGGAAAAUUGAAGGUCAAGGGUCGGUUUACGACGGUCUGCCGGGGACUGGCUUGAAUGCCGAGGCCGGGACGGAUCUACCGAGCGGACGAGUGUCACAGGCCAGCAGUGUACCAACUUAUACCAACACCCCUUUUCCCAACAUUUACGGCCUCCAUGGCUGGCACUGGGAGGUCGGAAUCUCCUACACCGAGCUGAUGGCCGACAUCGUCCUACACGGUAAAACCUCAAACCUUCAAAAGAGGGCGCUGGUCGGGAACAAUACGGAAUAUGACGGGAUUCACAAGAGGGAAACGUUCAAACAUCCGAUGAAAAGUGCAGGGCUUCUGGAUUUGGUGAAUUUCAAGGCUGCUAAGGAGUCAGAUGAUAACAGUCCUAACGACUGGAGUUGGCGCAUCCGUUACACAGCUCUUCAGGGCCUGGUGAAGAUCUGCAGAUGUUGUGCCGGAGAUAAGAAUAAGGAUGGCAUCCGCACGGUUGCUUGGACGGCUCUGAUGCGUGCUCAGAGCGUGGAGGUGGACGACAGGGUGUUGGAGGCAUUGAAGGUCGGACAGGUAGAUGCAAACAUUGAGAAUCUGAUAUCAAAACAUCUCACCGUGACCCAGAGUGCCAUCGGUGCAAAAAUCGCAGCCGCACUCGCGAAGAUGUACCUGCCUCCCCUCCCCCCACCGGUCGAGACUAAAUCCACGACUCCUCAGCGAGUGAGGCCGAAACUCUCCACGCAAACUCCGUCCACGAAAGCGCAGCAGAAGAAACAGCCGUUGAGGACGACGUUAAAGGAGGAGUUGAUGCUGGCGUCCGUUAAUCAGGAAAGACCUGCCGACUAUAAUACUAGGACUGGGUUUGAUUUGAAGAGGAUGGUUGAAGACCAGUGGCGCAAAGAGCUCCAGUCACACCUCGAAGAGGAGGAGAAGGAUCGAAUCAAGGGUCUGGCGCUGGAGCAGAAGGCAGAUGAGGAGGCCGCCAGACAGCGUGAGAUUAAAAAGAUGGAGAAACUAAAGGGGAAGGCUUCGCGGGUACCUGUCACUUAGAAUAUUAUAAAUGAACGUUAAAGACAUUUGGGAAACAUUACGCCAAUUCUUUUAGCUUCGAAUUGCGUGUUUAGGCCUCUCGAGAAAAAUAUCGUGCACAUUCCUUUACCGGUAGGAGGACUUCCUGACUUUUGACAUAAUGAUUGAAGACCAUCUAUCAAAAUCUGUGAUAGGUUUUUAAAAGUGUAUUUCUGUGUGAUAAGUUCUUUUUGUUGGCAUUAAGUCCAACCUUUUUGGACUCUAACUAUAUCCGUCUGUUGGCUGAUGAUAAGCAGAUGAGGGGAGGGUGGGGUGGGGUUAAGCUAAGGGGCUUGUUUGGAUCAAUCUGUCAUAAGAUGAGAAAGAAAGUCACUGUGAUAUUUCAUUUAUGCUGCAUUAUAAUGUUAAUGACUAUGAUCAGUUAUGUGUAUAGAAGAGAAGUAUGAUAUUAU
Molecule: messenger RNA, 3239 nt
Organism: Lineus longissimus
Lineage: Eukaryota; Metazoa; Nemertea; Pilidiophora; Heteronemertea; Lineidae
Exons: 12
Coding region: 154-2808 (884 amino acids)
Source: RefSeq, a predicted model, not a curated record